AUGCCGAUCGCCAGCGACGUGAUCACUCACGACGACGACGGCGACGUCGACGACCACAACAACAACGACAACAACAACGACGAUGCCGCCACCGACGACAACGACAACCACAACCGUAACGACCACGACGACAGCGACGGCAACAACGACGCCAACGACAACAACAACGACUAUUACGACGACGACGACGACGACAACAACAACGACGACGACGACAACGAUGACGACGACGACAAAUACAUCGACGAUGACGACAACGUGACGAACAACGGCAUAAACAACGACGACAAUGCGAGUACCACACUUGGAUGUUCAGAGCUCAAAAUCCUUAUCGGCAAAUCGCUGACCCCACAGGGCGCUCUGCAUAAAGACAAGCAGUAG
Messenger RNA from Closterium sp. Yama58-4, 381 nucleotides. NCBI's taxonomy places the organism in Eukaryota, Viridiplantae, Streptophyta, Zygnematophyceae, Desmidiales, Closteriaceae. The record is from the annotation of a GenBank genome assembly.